Anolis carolinensis (green anole) is the source of this 883-nucleotide messenger RNA. It is a transcript of the gene mrps11, whose product is annotated as mitochondrial ribosomal protein S11. Gene Ontology annotation, biological process: mitochondrial translation. The record is from RefSeq and is a predicted model, not a curated record. Gene Ontology annotation, molecular function: structural constituent of ribosome. Gene Ontology annotation, cellular component: ribosome; mitochondrial small ribosomal subunit. The transcript is spliced from 6 exons. Bases 192 to 746 code for a protein of 184 amino acids. Lineage: Eukaryota; Metazoa; Chordata; Lepidosauria; Squamata; Anolidae.
ACCUUUUCAAAAUGUGGGCGCCGCCAUCUUUUUUUGUUUUAAUUGUCAGGCUAAGGUUCCCCGUUGGGUGCCGCCAUUGCACUCCCAUCGCUCUCGCGUGACAUAUCGCGAGAAGAGGCUUGGACUGCAGAAGCGGACAGGCUGCCUUGUAGAACUUUUGAGAAGCGCGGCGACGGUGGCGGAGGAGGGUCAUGAUCUCCGGGUUGACGACCGCCCGGCGAGGGCUGCUGGGCAGCUGCGGUGUUGCCCUUUCUCGGAGUAUCCAGACAGGUUUCCAGAGACUGCAGGAAUUAGCAGAGGAUUCGGUUGUGGAGACAGAGGCCACAAACAAGAGUGACUUCAGCUUUUUCCCCCCAGCACCAGGAAGAGAGAGCUCUUUGAGAUGGGCUGGAAAGAAGUUUGAAGAGAUCCCAAUAGCUCAUAUCAAAGCUACAUAUAACAACACUCACAUCCAGGUUCUCUCACCUGAGAGAGUCCCUCUGGCUCUAUCUACCUGCGGCACCGAAGGCUUCAAGAACGCCAAGAAGGCUACAGCCAUCGCAGCUCAGACUACUGGAAUUGCCGCAGCAACUAAAGCCUGCGCAAAAGGUGUGUCGCACGUCCGGGUUGUGGUGAAAGGCCUGGGACCGGGACGAAUGGCUGCCAUCAAAGGACUCACCAUGGGCGGUUUGGAGGUGAUCUCCAUCACAGACAACACCCCGAUUCCGCACAAUGGCUGCAGGCCUCGAAAGGUGCGAAGGCUGUGAGGUCGAAGCUUGCGUCGGGAUGGCAAGACUGUUCCUCUGCUCUGCUUGCAGCUAUCAAAUGGGCUCAGGCCUUGGGUUUUGUCCAUAGAAAUACAAUAUAAAUGUAUAAUGUUUUAUCAUGAAGUCUGUAUGUUAAA